AUGAUCGUUGCCAGCAUCCGAAGAAUCUUUACCUCCUUCAGGACGGAAGAAGAGGAGAGAUCAUAUUCAAGAAUGGCCUUCUUUAACCUAUUGGGAUUCUUAGGCUCGUGUGUUCUUUUCAGUUUUGUUGCUCAGAAGCUUUCAAGACAACCCAGAGAGUUGGCACAUCUAGCUAGGGCCACUGCAUUGGUUAAAGCAAUCCUGGCAUGA
Molecule: messenger RNA, 210 nt
Organism: Suhomyces tanzawaensis NRRL Y-17324
Lineage: Eukaryota; Fungi; Ascomycota; Pichiomycetes; Serinales; Debaryomycetaceae
Exons: 1
Coding region: 1-210 (69 amino acids)
Biological process (GO): outer mitochondrial membrane organization
Source: RefSeq, a predicted model, not a curated record